AUAUACUGUAGCAAAUACAAAUAUGAAAAUCGUGAUAGGUGUAGGAAUUGUUUACAUUUCGAUAUGGCGGUAUUAAGAAAAGUUGAUAUAAACUUUUUGGGAAAUAUUAUUAAAGAUGUUUUAUGGAAAUUGUGAUUAUACAGCAUGAUAUGAGAAAAUAUAAAUAGCGUACUUUUAUGGUUAAACACAUUCCAACUAAUACUGUUUGAUGUGAAAUUAAUAGCAUACAAUUAAUGAUGUGUCAAGAUUACAUAACUUUAUAGCAUAAUUCAAGUUUUUAUAGCAAUUAUGUUACGUUAGUGCACUUGCUGUUGUUGCGAAGGAAGGUUAAUUGCUUACGUGUCAUACGUUCAGCACUUGCUAAUUGUUUCUGUAAUGUUAUAAUAACAUAGAAGCACCAUAAUUGUAGAUUAAUGCAUUUAAAAUAAUUAGAAUUGCACAGAAAAACAAUGGCAAAUGAAACCUGGAAUGUAAUGGUGACGGGGGGUGCUGGGUACAUUGGUUCUCAUACUGUAUUGGAACUAUUACAAGGUGGUUUUGAGGUGGUGGUAAUAGACAACCUUAGUAAUGCUUAUAAAGGAGAUAAUGAUGUAAAACCAGAAUGUUUAUUAAGAGUAGAAAAAUUAACAAGUAAACGUAUUACAUUCAUUCCCUGUGAUAUUACAAACAUCAAUGAUUUGAGAAAUAUAUUUAAAAAGCACAAGUUUCAUUGUGUUUUACACUUUGCUGCUUUAAAAGCUGUGGGUGAAUCUUGUGAAAAACCUUUGGAAUACUAUAAAACAAAUGUUUGUGGAACAUUGAAUUUGUUAAAAGUUAUGAGAGAACAUAAUGUAACACGCUUUAUUUAUUCAAGUAGUGCUACAGUCUAUGGUAUUCCUGAAAAACUUCCAUUAGUUGAAAAUAUGAAAACUGGUCAAUGUACAAAUCCUUAUGGAAAGACAAAAUAUAUGGUUGAAGAAAUUUUAAAAGAUUUAUGCAGUUCAGAUGAAGCUUGGUCUGUUAUAUCUCUGAGAUAUUUUAAUCCAGUUGGAGCUCAUACUUCUGGACUAAUAGGUGAAGACCCUAAUGGAAUUCCAAAUAAUCUAAUGCCCUACAUUGCUCAAGUAUCUGUUGGGAAAAGGGAAGUAUUAUAUGUGUAUGGUAAUGAUUAUGAUACUCCUGAUGGAACAGGUGUACGUGAUUAUAUACAUAUUAUAGAUUUAGCAAUAGGCCACGUAAAGGCAAUGAUUUAUCAGAAGUUUAAAAAUCCUACUGGAUUUAAAGCUAUUAAUUUGGGUACUGGGAAAGGUUACUCUGUACUUGAAGUUAUACAUGCUUUUGAAAAAGCUUCAGGUCGAAAAAUACCGUAUAAAAUAGUCGAUCGCAGACCAGGAGAUAUAUCUGUUAGUUAUGCAGAUGCUAGUUUGGCUAAUAAAGAAUUAGGAUGGCGAGCUACUAGAAACAUAGAUGAUAUGUGUAUAGAUGCAUGGAAUUGGCAACAAAAUAAUCCAAAUGGAUAUAAAUGUUAAUAAUAAUUGCUAAAACAUUUUAUAGUGCAAAAAGUUUUAAGCAUUUAAAAAAAAGCAUUUAUUUUAUUUUUUAUUAUAUAUUACAUGUAAGCCAUGGUGGUAUCUGGUUACCAAAGUUUAGACCAAAAAUAUAAUUUUUUUAUAUUAAUUAGUUAA
Messenger RNA from Osmia lignaria (orchard mason bee), 1664 nucleotides. RefSeq names its product UDP-galactose 4'-epimerase (gene Gale). Gene Ontology annotation, biological process: beta-D-galactose catabolic process via UDP-galactose, Leloir pathway. The record is from RefSeq and is a predicted model, not a curated record. Gene Ontology annotation, cellular component: cytosol. NCBI's taxonomy places the organism in Eukaryota, Metazoa, Arthropoda, Insecta, Hymenoptera, Megachilidae. Gene Ontology annotation, molecular function: UDP-glucose 4-epimerase activity.